Molecule: messenger RNA, 1488 nt
Organism: Alternaria triticimaculans
Lineage: Eukaryota; Fungi; Ascomycota; Dothideomycetes; Pleosporales; Pleosporaceae
Exons: 5
Coding region: 1-1488 (495 amino acids)
Biological process (GO): spliceosomal snRNP assembly
Cellular component (GO): SMN complex
Molecular function (GO): protein binding; RNA binding
Source: RefSeq, a predicted model, not a curated record
AUGGAGUCCCCCAGCAACCCACACAAGCGACAGAAGCUCGGUUUCGAGAGCUACUCAAAUUCCAGGGUCUUAUCCGACAUCACGAUUCGAUAUGGAGUCUCAGGAGAGCGGACCUUUGAAGCGCACAAAGUAGUGCUAAGCGCAAUGUCGUACUGGUUCAAGGCAGCUUUCACUGGACAGUUUGCAGAAAGUUCCGCCAGAGAGAUCACUCUGAAAGAAGACGAUCCCGAUGCUCUACUCUUGAUGCUCAACUUUGCAUACGAUCAAAAGAUACCAAGUCUGGAUGACGUUGACAACGUUGUUCGUACUGCCCGUAGCAUCCGAGAUUGCUUAGGCUUGUACCGUGUCGCUGACAAGUACGACUUUCCUCAGUUCCUGGAUCGGCUCGGAACCGUCUGCGACCUGCCAUACCUAGAACACACGCCCUCGCGCAAUCACGCCUCACCGCUCCAGACUGCAGCUGCUCAGCUCACUCGACUUGUUACCGCACUCGCUCUUUACGUCGAAACUACACACCCUCCUUACCUGCCCACCAUGCCCGAAACAACCAAGGUCGUGCCCCUCACCUGCCACGGCCACUCGAGACCUGUGCCGCAUAUUCACUUCUCGUCCCUGGUCGACGAGGACCAGUACUAUAUUAUAUCAGCAUGCAAGGAUAACAACCCCAUGCUCCGCGACGGAGUCACGGGUGACUGGAUUGGCACCUUCCUGGGCCACAAGGGCGCCGUCUGGCAAGCGAGACUCUCUUCGGAUGCCUCACUAGCAGCGACGGCCUCUGCGGAUUUCUCUGCGAAGGUCUGGGACACGCACACCGGUGAGGCCCUACACACACUCUCGCACAACCACAUCGUCCGCGCCGUCGCAUUUCCCAAUCAGCCCCACCCUCAGAUCCUCGCGACAGGAGGCAUGGAGAAGAAAUUGCGCAUCUACGAUCUUUCACGUAGCGAUGCGACGAGCUUCGAGAUUGGCGCAGGUGUUCACACCGGAACCAUCAAGUCGAUCGUGUGGACAUCGGACCCGAACGUCAUAAUCACAGCCGCCGAAGACAAGAAGGUGCGGUGGUGGGACUUGCGCCAAGAGUCUACAAUCGGCGAGCACGCCGUCGAAGGCACUGUUGGCUCUUGCGAGUUGGAUAACACCUCCUCGGAGGGCAUUCUGAGCGUAGCUGCUGGAAACAGUGCCUACUUCUUCAACAGCCAGUCGCCCGGAUCGCUCAUCAAAAGCAUCAAGACACCAUACGAGAUUGCCAGUGUGGCCCUGCACAAUGGCGAGCGGAAGUUUGUCACUGGUGGUAGCAACCAGAAUGAUACCUGGGUCAGGGUCUGGGACUUCAAUGAGGAGAAAGAGCUCGAGACCAACAAGGGCCAUCACGGACCUAUCUGGUCGGCAAGCUUCUCGCCUGACGGAAAGCUCUACGCGACAGGCAGUGAGGAUGGAACAGUCAAGCUCUGGAAGUUCACAUCCGGCCCGUACGGUCUGUGGAAAUAG